Parnassius apollo (apollo) is the source of this 465-nucleotide messenger RNA. NCBI's taxonomy places the organism in Eukaryota, Metazoa, Arthropoda, Insecta, Lepidoptera, Papilionidae. The record is from the annotation of a GenBank genome assembly.
AUGAAUCGGUGUGUGGUAAAUGUGAUGGCAGCUAUCAUCAUUCUUGCUUCACUGCCUUAUAGCUCAGCACUUAGUCUACCGAUUGGAGAUCCCGCCCCGGGUAGAUCUCCUGGUCCCCCUGUUGUUAAUGGUAAUGGCUUUCAAGACAAAUCAACAAAUUUCAAAUACAUUGAUGAAAAUAUAGAAACUAGAUUAGGCAUACCGGUUGAAGAAGCGGAACGCUACGAUCAUACAACGACGAACGAUAUUGAAACAACGACAGUAAGUGAAGUAGUGAGUGUUAGUGAGAAAACAAUUGGUGAUGCUUGUGCCUUCGCAAGGAUUCCAAGUGACAGUGCAGAUAUUGUAACGUUGGGUGAAAGAGAUAGUGAUAUUAAUUUGACUGUUAGUCAUCCAGUGUUCGAAGCUGAUGAGCUGGUUAGGGGAGUUGUUUAUGACGGUAAGUCUGCAUGGUUUUCUAUAUAA